This is a messenger RNA of Otolemur garnettii (small-eared galago), 1274 nucleotides long. RefSeq names its product PYM homolog 1, exon junction complex associated factor (gene PYM1). Gene Ontology annotation, biological process: exon-exon junction complex disassembly. Gene Ontology annotation, cellular component: exon-exon junction complex; cytoplasm. Gene Ontology annotation, molecular function: RNA binding. The record is from RefSeq and is a predicted model, not a curated record. Lineage: Eukaryota; Metazoa; Chordata; Mammalia; Primates; Galagidae. The transcript is spliced from 3 exons. Bases 85 to 819 code for a protein of 244 amino acids.
UAUCAGUGUCAGUAAAAGAGCCCAUGACUUUAUUUUAGUAACUGCUUCAGCUUUUCCCCCUUUCCUCCCUCUCCAUCUCGGCCCAUGAAAUGGUACGCUCUCCCUUUAAGACUAAAAUGGUGGCUUGCUACGAUUGGGACUCCACUUCCGGUGGGGAGGGGGCGGGACCCCAGCCCGCUCACGCCGGAAGUGGUUUGCGUUUUCAAGAUGGCGACUCCCUAUGUAACUGACGAGACCGGCGGCAAGUACAUCGCUUCAACACAGAGACCUGACGGGACCUGGCGCAAGCAGCGGAGGGUGAAAGAAGGCUAUGUGCCACAGGAAGAGGUCCCAGUGUAUGAAAACAAGUAUGUGAAGUUUUUCAAGAGUAAACCAGAACUACCCCCAGGGCUGAGCCCUGAGGCUACUGCUCCUGUCACCCCAUCCAAGCCUGAAGGUGGUGAACCAGGCCUUUCUAAGACAGCCAAACGCAACCUGAAGCGGAAGGAGAAGAGGCGGCAGCAGCAAGAGAAAGGAGAGGCAGAGGCCUUGAGCCGGACUCUUGAGAAGGUGUCCCUGGGAGAGACAGCUCAGUUCCCCAGUGCUCCACAGGGCUCCCGGGCAGCCCCCACAGCUGCCUCUGACCAGCCUGACUCAGCUGCCACCAGCGAGAAAGCCAAGAAGAUAAAGAACCUAAAGAAGAAGCUUCGGCAAGUAGAAGAGCUGCAGCAACGGAUCCAGGCUGGGGAAGUCAGCCAGCCCAGCAAAGAGCAGCUGGAGAAGCUAGCGAGGAGGAGGGCGCUGGAAGAGGAGCUAGAGGACUUGGAGCUAGGCCUUUGAGGCCUUUGGGAAAUAGGGAAUGAACUGCAGAACAAACCAUGGGGGUUCUCUGGAGUUGGGGGUAAUGUGGGCACUGGCAGCCAGGAGGGGUAGCCUCCAUACUGGCUCACUUCCAGCUCUUGCAGCCCAACUCUGCCCUCCGGAGCCUCACCUCUCCCUCCUUCCUUCCCUUUUCUCCCUAACUUCUACUUUUUGGACUUUCCCUCUUCCGUUCCCAGUGUUCACAAUCUCAGUGACUACCCCAGGUACCUUUGGUGCUGAUUGGGGUGUCUUGUUUAAAAGAAAAUCGGGUGGGUGGGAAUCUCUUGGAGAACUGAGGUUGAGGGUAAGGGAGUAUGCCCAAGUCUGGGAGUCUUGGUUCCUGUCUACAGUGUUUAUGGGGUUAUUUCCCUCUCCGUCCCUCGCCUUUUUUUUUUUUUUUUUUUUUAAAGAGCGAGAAUAAAUUCAAGUAGACA